AUGGAAUUUGAACCAGCACCUGUUGUGUUCGUGCCUUCAAAAGCUCGAAAAGGUCACGACAUUGCCAUUUAUAUUCAUCCUGAGCAGCGGAAUCUUUGCUACGAAUGGUAUUAUCAAAGGACGUUAUCGAACGGAAUAACGAAGCUGUUCACGUGCAGUGGUUGCAAAGCGUUGAAAGAUUUGAAUAAAUCGAUCUAUACUCAACCAUUACCGUCCUGCAAAAUAGCGAACAACAAUUUCAUCACCGAUCCAUUACAACCUCGCCGACCUCAUUUUUGUCAACCAAAAAGUAUCCCGAAAGCAAUGGCGAAGCGAUUAGUGAUUGAACGAUGUAAGGAAAUACGAUCCAACGAAAUCAACGGUCAACGACAACCAUCGAUAGAAAUAGCGGAAAUUAUGGAUAGAUUAGCUUCAAAUCGUUUCGAGGUUUUUACUCCUGAACAAAAGGAAGAAAUGGUUGCACAUAUAGCGAAUCCUAUGAAGAGAAGCAGAGAUAACGCUAGACAUGCUAUAUCUAAGGCUAAGCAAGCAGCAAGGAAUACUGUGGAGCAUCCGGAACUAAUAAUGAAGAAUAACGGGACGGAUCAAUCAAAAGCUGCUGCUAUCCGUGAAACGUUCCAAAAAACGUUCGGAAAAUCUGCUCAAGAAACUAACGAGAACGACCAGUCGAAAGAUAACGUGCAUCGUGCUAUUCUUCAAGCGAAUGGUUUUCGCUAUGCCGUCGUCGAUAUUGAUGCGAAUACAGGUGACGAAUUAUACGAUUUGCUGGUUGACAAUGGCUUUAAUAACUUCGUGUUCUUGAACAAUCUCUCAGACCAUCCACAAUUUAGUAUGCAGGAAUCUACAAAGAAGGAGGCACAACCACAAUCAAAAAUGGAGCCGCCUUCUCCGAUGCCUUAUGCGCAUUUGCAAUCUGCAUCAGAACGAUGUCAGUCACCGUUAUUCGAGAUUCCAAAAGAAGAAGAGGUCGAUAAGGAACCGUUUUUUGAGGGAGUUUCCGCGACCGAUCUAUUAGGUGAUGGUGCUCAAGGAUCGCAAGAACAGCCAGAUUUUUCGACUGAGUUUAUUACUCUGAGUGAUUCUGAUUCUCCUAGCCCAUGUUUAGCAAAGAAGCAAGCGAUCGAGAAGUGCGAUGCAAACACAUCAAAUGCGAGUACCACAGACGAUUCAGACACGGAGUAUGUUGCUAUUGAGCAAGUGAACAAGCCUAAAUCAAAGGUUGCACCAACGGGGAAUAGCGUCACAUGUUUGCUUUGUAAACAUGUAAUAAUGGUGUCGAGAUUCACAAAUCUGACGAACCAUGCUCGUAGACAUGCCGUAGUCAAAAAGUAUCGUUGCUCUCAAUGUGUUUUCCAACAUAAUGAACACGCAAGAAUUCGUACCCAUAUGACAAGUGUGCAUCGAGAUGCCACAACUGGUGUAAUAGACAAUAGUACUCCUGAAAACGUUAAACUAUGGAAUUAUUUAGUACAGAAAUGUUUUCCACACUAUUUAGCGGAUUCUAAGAAGAAAAAAGCUGAUGAGGAUGAUCAUAAAGCUGCUAGUGCUGAGAAAAAAUACAAAUGUGCAGAGUGCGGUGAAGAGUUCAUGGGUCCAGAAUCUGUGGCUGAGGAUGGGUCUGCACUGCUAACUCUCAUUGGGAACCAUUUGAAGACAUCGCACAAUGUUGAAUGCAUGGAGGCUGUGUGUCUAAUUUGCGGUUAUGAGCAUGCCGACCAGUGGAAUGUUCGUUGGCACUUAUCAGUGCGACACUCGGAUGUUUCACCAGAGAAAAAUUUCGUCGUAUUGCCAAAAUCAAACUAUCGUGCGCUGGUCGCAAAAUUUUUCCCAUCGGCUACAGGAUUCCUUGAUGGGAAAAUAAAUCUACAUACGGGUGGGGCUCGACCGUUUUCUAAUCAUGAGAUGUCACCUAGAGAAGGAUCUACUCAAUUAAGCGAUACGGAGCUGUCCGAUAUUGAACAAGAUGAAAGUUUAUCCUGCACGUCGCUGCCAUGUCGACUCUGUAAUAUAUUCUUCGAUCUCGAUGACUUACCGAGUAUUGCACUGCACGCGAAAGCACACUACAUAAUAAAGCAAUACGAGUGUGAGCGGUGUGCAUUUGCCAGCAACAACAGAUCCGCACUGGUUCAACACAUCAAUUUCAAGCAUAUGGGACCAGUCAGGAUACUGGAACGCGAGAAUGAAAACAUGCGGAAAGCGUGGACUCAGGUGGUGCGGACUUGUUUCCCGGGUAUAGCUACGAAAUUGAAGAACAAACGGGAAUGUGGAUUACCACCUGUAACAGAGUCCAAGAAAUCACGUGCUACUGCUACGAAUAGCUGA
Necator americanus (New World hookworm) is the source of this 2322-nucleotide messenger RNA. RefSeq lists its product as uncharacterized. Gene Ontology annotation, molecular function: RNA polymerase II transcription regulatory region sequence-specific DNA binding; DNA-binding transcription factor activity, RNA polymerase II-specific. The transcript has 18 exons. NCBI's taxonomy places the organism in Eukaryota, Metazoa, Nematoda, Chromadorea, Rhabditida, Ancylostomatidae. Bases 1 to 2322 code for a protein of 773 amino acids. Gene Ontology annotation, biological process: regulation of transcription by RNA polymerase II. The record is from RefSeq and is a predicted model, not a curated record. Gene Ontology annotation, cellular component: nucleus.